GAGACAGACCGGAAGCGGCUGUGUUGGUUGCGUCCAGCUUGACGUCACACAGCGGCGACAGCAGGAGGGAGCGGCUCCGGUCGAGCGACGUUCACUGAGAGUGGGAGAGAGAGGGAGACGGAGCGGGUGGAUGACGACAGCCGGUCAGGAUGCGUGAAUACAAGCUGGUAGUUUUAGGAUCAGGAGGCGUCGGGAAGUCGGCUCUGACGGUCCAGUUCGUUCAGGGAAUCUUUGUGGAGAAAUAUGACCCCACGAUAGAGGACUCUUACAGGAAGCAAGUGGAGGUGGAUGGACAACAGUGUAUGUUGGAGAUUCUGGACACGGCAGGAACAGAGCAGUUCACGGCGAUGAGGGACCUGUACAUGAAGAACGGUCAGGGCUUCGCUCUGGUUUACUCCAUCACCGCUCAGUCCACCUUCAACGAUCUCCAGGACCUCAGAGAGCAGAUCCUCAGAGUGAAGGACACCGAGGACGUUCCUAUGAUCCUGGUUGGGAAUAAGUGCGACCUGGAGGUGGAGCGCGUUGUGGCCAAAGACUCGGGCGUCGGUCUCGCCCGCCAGUGGAACUCCUGCGCCUUCCUGGAGACCUCGGCCAAGAGCAAGAUUAACGUCAACGAGAUCUUCUACGACCUUGUGCGACAGAUUAACAGGAAGAGCCCCCCUCCAGGAAAAACCCGCAAAAAGCCGACCUGUCAGCUUCUCUAAUGACAGAUUUCUCCUCACUUGGCCGCCAGCCAACCAACCAACCAACCAACCAACCAAUCACAGGACAUCUUCCAGCUGGCCACGCCCCUUUCCCUUUAACACAACCGUGUCAUCACCAGCGUCAGCCACCUCUGUUACCAUGACGACUGCAUCCCCGCCUCCCCCGCAUCUUUCCGCCACACUGUCUAAUGGAGACUGUUGCCUUGGAAACAUUUCAACCAAAACAUCACAAAAGACUGCAGUGGCGGCGGUGGUGAUGACAAACCUGCUGUUUUCGGGAACUGCCCGUAGUUUCCGACUACGGUUCCCAUCAUCCUCUCUGCAAGGCCAUUUUGCGCUGGGGGAGUGGCUUCUUGCUUCUUUUUUUUUUUUUUUUUAAAUGUUUCUUUGCUUUCUUUUCCUUUUUACUCGUUAUCUUGCAGCCCUGAGCCAUUCACACGCAGCUUGACCGGCGGCCAUGUUGGCACCGCGGUUGCCCUGGUGACGGCUAACAUGGCCGCCUCCGUGUGUGUGUGGCUCUGGUCAAACCUGUGGAUCGAUACAGUGAUUAUUAUUAUUACAGUGGUUAUAGUUAUAAUUCUGUGUGAAAAGAUAUAAACGUCAUUUAAUGUU
Molecule: messenger RNA, 1316 nt
Organism: Mugil cephalus (flathead mullet)
Lineage: Eukaryota; Metazoa; Chordata; Actinopteri; Mugiliformes; Mugilidae
Product: ras-related protein Rap-1b-like
Exons: 8
Coding region: 150-704 (184 amino acids)
Biological process (GO): negative regulation of synaptic vesicle exocytosis; Rap protein signal transduction; cellular response to cAMP
Cellular component (GO): plasma membrane
Molecular function (GO): GTPase activity; GTP binding; GDP binding
Source: RefSeq, a predicted model, not a curated record